Molecule: messenger RNA, 2042 nt
Organism: Musa acuminata subsp. malaccensis (wild Malaysian banana)
Lineage: Eukaryota; Viridiplantae; Streptophyta; Magnoliopsida; Zingiberales; Musaceae
Product: serine/threonine-protein kinase 52
Biological process (GO): protein phosphorylation
Cellular component (GO): plasma membrane
Molecular function (GO): protein serine/threonine kinase activity; ATP binding
Source: RefSeq, a predicted model, not a curated record
CGCUCCUUUCUCCUCUCGUGGGUUCGCCCUUUUUUUCUUUUUCUCUCUUCUCCGUCUCCCUCUUUCCUUGCUGAUGUGCGUGGAAGCAGUCGGGUUGCGUGGCGCAUAGAAUUUCCAACCUCACGGCCAUCUCCCCUUGUCGCGCGCUGCUGGUGACGCCCCAGGCUCGCGUUGUUGUCGUUGAUUCGUUUUCCAACGGAGUUGCUGACCUUUGCUGAAUUGGCUGCCCUUUCCUGCCUCCUUCCGGCCGGAUCGGUGUUUCUCGCGUUUUUCUCGCUGGUAGUAGAACUGUAAAGAUCGGAUCUUGAAGAGAGUUGUUGCCGAAUUCAGCUGAGGUGGUUAAGUUGAUUGAUAUUGCGUUUGGUUGGGGAAAUUCUGCGUAGGAGAGCGUGUAAUCGAGGGAUAAAGGAGCGAUUUUGAGGGGAGUUUAUUUCGAUUCUUUAUCCGUUUUCGUUGUGAUGUGGAGCCACUGAAGGGUACAAAAAGAUCGGAUCGUCUGUAGCUUUGUAUCUGUCUUGACAUUGGGACUGUUGGGUUGAUCUGUCGUCAUGGAUUUGGGCAGCAGAAAGAAAGAGAAGGGUCCUGAAGUGAAGGAUUUGGGGGAUAAACCAAAACUAAAGGGAUUCAGAAGCUUUGGGAGUAACGAUAUGUUCUUCAGAGCAGACAAGAUUGAUUUGAAGAGCUUAGAUAUCGAGUUGGAGAAGCAAAUAAACAAAGCAUGGAGCAAAGAGAAUGGUGGUGCCAAAGGGCCGAAGGAGGAAUGGGAGAUUGAUCUAUCUAAGCUGGAGAUUCGCUAUGUUAUAGCUCAGGGGACAUAUGGUAUUGUGUAUAGAGGAACUUAUGAUGGGCAGGACAUUGCAGUUAAAGUGUUGGACUGGGGAGAAGAUGGUGCGGCCACAGAUGCUGAAAUUGCUUCUCUUCGGGCAUCGUUUAAGCAGGAAGUUGCUGUUUGGCAUAAACUUGACCAUCCAAAUGUUACAAAGUUUGUUGGGGCAUCAAUGGGAACUACCGAUCUCAAGAUUCCACAAAAGAAUUCCACAAGCAGUGGACAAACUUCACUUCCAACUCAAGCAUGUUGUGUUGUGGUUGAGUAUCUUCCUAGGGGAACAUUAAAGCAAUAUUUAAUCAAAAACAGGCGAAAGAAGCUUGCAUACAAGGUUGUUGUUCAGCUUGCAUUGGAUCUAUCGAGAGGAUUAAGCUAUCUACACUCGCAAAAGAUUGUGCAUCGGGAUGUCAAGACUGAGAACAUGUUACUGGAUGCCAAUUCGAAUCUCAAAAUUGCUGAUUUUGGGGUUGCCCGUGUUGAGGCUCAGAAUCCUAGGGAUAUGACUGGUGCCACGGGUACUCUUGGGUACAUGGCUCCAGAGGUCCUUAAUGGUAAACCUUACAAUAGAAAAUGCGAUGUAUACAGCUUUGGCAUAUGUUUAUGGGAAAUCUACUGUUGCGACAUGCCAUAUGCUAAUCUCAGCUUCGCAGAAGUCUCCUCUUCUGUUGUUCAAAAGAAUCUACGACCAGAGAUCCCACGGUGUUGCCCGAGUGCUAUGGCAAGCAUUAUGAGGAAGUGUUGGGAUGCCAAUCCAGAUAAAAGGCCCGAUAUGGACGAGGUCGUGCGGCAUUUAGAAGCACUCAACACAAGCAAAGGUGGUGGGAUGAUACCUGAAGACAAGGCACAUGGUUGUUUCUGCUUCACCACUAAACGCGGUCCAUAGGCAUAUUGUGCUGUACUUUUAUGGUAUACGAUGAGGAGCUUUGGAAUCCAAUUAUGCCAAAUUACUAUGUUGUUACUCGUCAGCUGCCAAAGUCAAGUGGUUGCAAAAAGGUUUCAUGCAUUGAUAUGGUGUGGGUUCUUGAAUAAAGGUUGACACCCUCUGCAGAGCUACUUACGGUCUUGACCUCCAUUAUGUAAAGCAUGUCUUGCAUUUGGCAGACAAAUAAUUGCUGCAAUUGCAUUUAUAUGAAGAAACGCAAACGUGUUUGUAUUUUGGUUUCAUCCUGAAAUUUGCAAAUAUUGGUGGGAAAAAUCCAAGUGAGGAACAUUACAA